Labeo rohita (rohu) is the source of this 4047-nucleotide messenger RNA. It is a transcript of the gene scamp1, whose product is annotated as secretory carrier membrane protein 1. Gene Ontology annotation, biological process: protein transport. Gene Ontology annotation, cellular component: recycling endosome membrane; trans-Golgi network membrane. The transcript has 9 exons. The coding region runs from base 109 to 1125 and encodes 338 amino acids. The record is from RefSeq and is a predicted model, not a curated record. Lineage: Eukaryota; Metazoa; Chordata; Actinopteri; Cypriniformes; Cyprinidae.
UCCGGUUCUGCCAUUUUGCGGUUGCGGAUCAGUCCUGAGCUGCUGGUGCGUUUCUUACCGAAUACCGAUAAUAUAGUCCUAACAUUAAAGCCCAGUUAAACCGGUAAAAUGUCAGAUUUUGACAGCAACCCCUUCGCGGACCCGGACUUCAGCAACCCGUUUCAGGAUCCAUCAGUGACGCAAGUAACGCGGACUGCCCCACCUGGCCUGGAGGAGUAUAACCCGUUCACAGACACAAAGCCGGUUCCGCCAGGCUCCGCCCCUAAAUCAGUCCCACCCACAACCAACACACAGCCGGCCAUCAUGAAACCCACCGAAGAACCGCCAGCUUACACUCAACCUCAGCAGACGCCGGAUCAGGCACGAGCCCAGGCGGAGUUAUUGAGGAGACAGGAGGAGCUGGAGAGGAAAGCCGCUGAGCUGGACCGCAGGGAGAGAGAGAUGCAGUCUCUCAGCGCAUCAGGAGGGAGGAAAAACAACUGGCCGCCUCUUCCAGAGAAGUUUCCGGUUGGUCCGUGUUUCUAUCAUGACAUAUCAGUGGAUAUCCCUGUGGAGUAUCAGAAAACCGUCAAGAUCAUGUACUAUCUGUGGAUGUUCCACACGGGGACGCUGUUUGCCAAUAUAUUCGGCUGUUUGUCGUGGUUCUGUGUAGACGCAUCGAGGGGAGUGGAUUUUGGUCUGGCCAUGCUCUGGUUCAUGCUUUUCACACCCUGUUCAUUUGUCUGCUGGUACAGACCUCUGUAUGGAGCGUUCAGAAGUGACAGCUCUUUUAGGUUCUUUGUAUUCUUCUUCGUCUAUAUCUGCCAGUUUGGCGUCCAUGUGCUGCAAGCCAUCGGCAUUGCAGGUUGGGGAGCCAGUGGCUGGAUCUCAGCGCUGACCGGGUUGAACACAAGUAUUCCCGUCGGCAUCAUCAUGAUCCUGAUUGCUGCCCUCUUCACCGCGUCGGCUGUCAUCUCUCUCAUCAUGUUUAAAAAGGUUCAUGCGCUGUACCGAACCACCGGCGCCAGUUUCGAGAAGGCGCAGCAGGAGUUCGCCACCGGAGUCAUGGCCAACAAAACGGUGCAAACCGCCGCCGCUAACGCCGCCUCCUCUGCUGCCCGGGGAGCCUUCAAAGAGCAGAUCUGAUUUGCCUCAGAACUCCAACUCCGCCCAUGCUACUCUGACCCCGCCCUCCGCAUUCCUCCUAACUGUCUCUACAGCCAAUCAUCAGCUCGGACUGGCUGUUCAAGACCACACCCACUCUCAUUGACUUAAUGCACUCCUGUGACUGACUGAGACCCCGCCCACAGCCCCUCCCCUCCUGUCAAUCAGCAGGUGUGCUCGCCUGUUCUUUAGCUGGAGUGUGUGUGAGUGUGGAACGCCUGUCUGUGUGUAAACAGCCUAAAGAGUCACUUUAUGUGUUCACAUCACUGUCGGGUGUGCGUUGUCCCUGUUAAACAACAGGAAGUGAUGUCAUCCAAUGUCCUUUUGUGGGAUCCAAGGAAAAAAAAAAGAAUGGUUAUGCCCUCACAGGUCUGUCUUACUGAUCAUCUCGGUCUGAAACGCUUGCAAAAUCACGUCGAAAACAUUUCCAGGUCACAAUUAACCUUAGAAUUGGAAGAAAAUCAUAUUUGUCUCAUUUUUGUGAGUUAAGCAUACUUAAAUGCCUCUAAAAAAUUGCAUUCUGCUUAAUUGUCACAAAAAUGUCAUAAUGCAAAUGCCAUGUAUGCAACUUCAUGUUGUGCAUUAAAAAAAAAGUAGAUUUUGGGGUAUAACAUAACAUUUUGCAUACAAAAAUCAAAUAUUUUCUUUGGAUUUUGGGUUAUGAUAUUACCUUUUGCAUAAAAUUUUUUGCUUUUCUUUGAAUUCUGAGGAACAAUAUGAGCUUUUAAGAAACAAAAUGUGUCUUUCCAUUGAAUUUUAGGGUAUAACAUGACAUUUUGCUUAAUAAUACAACCUUUUGUUAAACAAUAUUUCGCUUUUCUUUUAAUUUUAGGGUAUUAUAUGACCCUUUGAUAUAACAAAAUUGGGCAUUUCAUUGGAUUUAGAACUAUAACACGACAUUUUGCAUUAAAAAUAGUUGCCUUUCUUUGGAUUUUGUGGUAUAACAUGAAAUUUUGAAUAAUUUAGGGUAAAAUACAACCUUUUGCAAAACAAAAUUUAGCUUUUCUUUACAUUUUUUCAAUAUAAUACAAUCUUUUGUUAACAAAAUUUGCCUUUUCACCGGAUUUCGAACUAUAACACGACAUUUUGCAUUAAAAAUAGUUGUUUUUCUUUGGAUCUUAUGGUAUAACAUGGCAUUUUGCAUAAAAAUUUAGCUUUUUUUUGGAUUUUGGGCUACAAUACAACCUUUAGCCAAACAAAAUGUUGCUUUUCUUUAAAUUUUUGGGCUAUAAUAUGACCUUUUGUAGAACAAAACUUGGCAUUUCAUUGGAUUUCAAACAAUAACACAACAUUCUGCAAUAAAAAUAGUUGUUUUUCUUUGGAUUUCAUGGUAUAACAUUGCAUUUUGCAUAAAAAUUGGCUUAUUUUUGAAUUUUGGGCUGCAAUACGACCUUUUGCAAAACAAAAUUCACGUUUUCUUUGGAUUUUGUGGUAUACCACGACAUUUUGCAUAAAAACAAUAGGAUUUUCUUUGGAUUUUGGGGUAUACUGUGACCUUUUCUUGGCGAGAUUCGCCCAAAUAUCGUCCUAAACGCUUCGUCCUGCAAAUGAGCCGUCAGUACACGAAGAUGUCCGAUCAGAUGUGACCGUAAACACUCCACACGCAACUCAGAGGGUCUCUUUACCUGUAAAUAUAUAAAUAUAUAUAUAUAAACCUGUAUGAUGACAUAAAGUAUUGACUGAUUUUAAACAUAUGAAUGAUUUUGAGGCUUCCUGGAUUCUUUUUUCUUUCUAACAGAGUUGUUUUGGAAUGGAAACUAAUUCUUAAAAGCGUGAACCACUCAGGAUACGUUCCUGCACAUGCAUGGGAAGCUUGCCGAGCUCUCUAUAGGAUAAACUGGAAAACACUUUUAAAAUCACAAUCAAAAUCCGUGCAUCGCCCCCGAAGCGCACAUCGCUAACGGUGUAAGACUGUGCCGUGCUGGGCCGUCCUGAUAUCGGAUCCUGAAUCAUAUUGUCCGUCGUCAUUUGUCGGUUUGAAGCGUAGAGCUUUUUAAGUGACGUUUGUUUUCCUCUUUUUAUCGACUGGAGCAGAGAACCUUGUAGCCUUGGUUACUGUCGCCAAGAGACAGCCAAGUUUUGCGAUUAUGGGAUAUGCAUCAAGAUGCAAACUGAUCUUGAUCUUAACCUUUCAGCAACACUCUGUGUGUGUGAGCAUGUGUGUGAGAGAACAAACUGUGUGCGUUCAUCACUUUAUUUUCAGUAUUGAGUUUGUUUGAAGUCUUUAUAAUUUAUACAUUUAAAGAAACAGUUCACUCAAAAUAGGUGGGCACCCUUUUUUGGGUGAACUAUUUCAAUAUGUUCCUUUUUUAUUUAAAAUCUCAUUGGGUGUGUCAUAUUUGUGUUAUAAAUCUUUUUUUUUCAGUCGUGUACUGUUCUCUUUACACUCUCAGCGUGCGUGUGUGUGAGUUACUGCAAGUCGUUCUUCCUUUUAUAAAUAAAUUUCAACAAAUGGCACCUGAAUGUUCCUCUAUUUUAGUUCGUUUUGAAACGCUUUCAUUUAAAACAGGAAAAAAAACAACACAAGAAUCUGUUGGGAGUGCGAGACGACAGAUAAACUGACGUGACCUCUUGUGUUUGGUGCAAUGGAUCGUGGCUUUAAGCUGUCUUUUUUUAAUUAGUGAUGUUAGUUAACUUAGUCGAAACACUGAUACGUGAGGAAUGGAUUGAAGAAAAAGCAUCACUGGUUGUACCGCUACUACUUCACUGACCUUAUUUAAAAACAGACGCGAGGGAUAUUUGUAUAUUUUGUAUAACUAAAAGGAACGGUGGCCUGUCGUCCUGAAUUUCAUUGUACUGUACAAAUGCACUCCUGUCUCGCUCCCUUAGUCGCAUGUUGAGUAGUUUGAGUUUUGUAUAUUUAUUGUAUUAACACAAAAAAUAAAAUAAAAAACAACUACAUAA